This is a messenger RNA of Adelges cooleyi (spruce gall adelgid), 2666 nucleotides long. RefSeq names its product ATP-dependent zinc metalloprotease YME1L (gene YME1L). NCBI's taxonomy places the organism in Eukaryota, Metazoa, Arthropoda, Insecta, Hemiptera, Adelgidae. The record is from RefSeq and is a predicted model, not a curated record. Gene Ontology annotation, cellular component: mitochondrial inner membrane. The transcript has 15 exons. Gene Ontology annotation, biological process: mitochondrion organization; protein quality control for misfolded or incompletely synthesized proteins. The coding region runs from base 369 to 2495 and encodes 708 amino acids. Gene Ontology annotation, molecular function: ATP hydrolysis activity; ATP-dependent peptidase activity; ATP binding.
AACCAACGUGAUAACGUUCGUCAUUGUGGGCUCUCCAUUUUCUACACCAAACCCAAAGUAAUUCAUAGUAAUUUUGUGAACACUACAGAUUAAAAUAUAUUGAUAUUUAUUAUUGAAAUAUUCGUUUCCCGGAGUUUUGGCGAUUGGCCAAAACAAAACUCGGCCGAACACUAUCCAAGUAGCGGACGAGAUUUAACGGCAGUGUAAUCGCGUUGACAACAACACUAAUAUAUAUAUUUUUUGGAUAUAAUAUAUUCGUGUGCGAUUCAAUCAAGAUUCUAUCGAACUUCAAAAUUGUUUACCAACAGCCAUACCACAUAAACCUUUCACUGAGAUUCUUUCGGUAUUUAUUCUCGUUGUAAACUAUUAUGUUCACACUAGGAUUUACGGUUCCGACACAGUUAGCGGCAGCUUUCUCGCCUAGAGUGACUGUGCAGAGACCAAAAACACAUUUAAUACAGCAAAAUAAAACUGACCCUCAAAACAGGACUUUAGAACAGACAUUGUUGCCAGAUUACUUGAAAUCGAUUACUGACAAUGUUCCUCUUGAAAAAUUAGAAAAAUGUUUAAAAAAUUAUCCUGGGAUCCCAGCUUAUCAUAAUGUAAAAAAACAUCAACAUUAUGUGGGUUUAUUGCAAAAAACAUUAAACAAAAAAGUUGGAAAAAGGUGUUAUUAUACAGUCGACGCUAACAGUAAUUGUUUAAUUGUGUCAAGUAAACAUGAUUCAACUGCCAAAUUGUUUUUGUAUCGACCUAGACCCUAUUAUGCAGAUACCCAAAUCCGAAGCUUUAAGACUGAACGUAUUAUUGAAAAAUAUAAAAAUGAUACGAUAAGCUCUCGCAUUAUAGACUGGGCAAAGUUGUCCGACAAAGACAUUUAUAAAAAGGACACGAAUCAGUUGUUUGAUGAAAAAGAUUGGAAGGGCUUGAUGAAGGAAGAUGAAUUAAACAGACUGAAGUUAUGUUUUGCCGAAGGAUACUUAGUGGGCUCUGAAAAGAAAGACCCAAAGACCAAAUCUCAAAAAGUAUGGAAAAUGCUUCAGUCGGGAGUGUUUGUUGUUUUAGCGAUAUCUACACUGGUCACUUUAUUCAUGGUAAUGACAGGGACCAUGUUUAAAAUACAACUUUCAAACCAAGUUGAAGUGAACUCUGAAGAAAUAACAGUUACAUUUAAUGAUGUUAAAGGAGUAGACGAAGCUAAACAAGAACUAAGAGACAUCGUGGAGUUCCUAAAACAUCCAGCCAAAUUUUCCGCUCUUGGCGGCAAAUUACCAAAAGGAGUACUACUAGUUGGGCCACCCGGUACUGGCAAAACAUUGUUAGCGCGAGCUGUAGCUGGAGAAGCGGGAGUUCCUUUUUUUCAUGCCGCCGGAUCAGAAUUUGAUGAGAUAUUAGUCGGACAAGGAGCCAGACGUAUCCGCGAUUUAUUCAAAGCGGCAAAAGAAAAAGCACCUUGUGUCGUGUUCAUUGAUGAAAUUGAUUCGGUUGGCUCUAAGAGGACCAAUUCCGUUUUACAUCCGUAUGCCAACCAAACAAUAAACCAGCUACUCACAGAAAUGGACGGGUUUCAUCAGAAUCAAAACAUAAUUGUUCUUGGUGCAACCAACAGACGUGAUGAUUUAGACCGAGCAUUACUACGACCUGGUCGUUUCGAUAUUGAAGUUGAUGUUCCUAUUCCGGAUUAUGCAGGCCGCAAGCAAAUUUUAGAUCUGUAUCUAACGAAAAUACUUUGCAAAGACAUCAAUGUAGAUCUAUUAGCUAGAGGAUCGAGUGGCUUCACCGGAGCAGACAUUGAAAAUAUGGUUAACCAAGCGGCCCUAAAAGCUGCGAGUGAAGGUGCAAAAACAGUUUCCAUGAAACACUUGGAAAUAGCCAGAGACAAAAUAUUGAUGGGUCCAGAAAAAAAAACCAAAAUCCCCGACGAAGAAGCUAACAAAUUAACUGCUUAUCACGAAGGCGGUCACACGCUUGUUGCCUAUUUUACCCAGGAUUCUUAUCCUCUACAUAAAGUUACAAUAAUGCCAAGAGGUUCAUCGCUUGGCCAUACGGCAUACAUUCCCGAAAAAGAAGAGUAUCACAUUACAAAAUCUAGACUGUUAGCCAUUAUGGAUACGAUGAUGGGAGGACGUGCAGCUGAAGAAUUGAUAUUUGGUCCCGAUAAAGUCACUACGGGAGCAUCAGAUGACUUAAAAAAAGCAACCAAUAUAGCCACUAGAAUGGUCAAAGAACUAGGCAUGUCUGACAAAGUUGGUCUACGAGCACACGAGAAUCGUUCUAACGAACUGAUGAGUUUUAACGACUUGAGUCCAUCUACAAAUGAACUUAUUGACAAUGAAAUCAAAAGGAUAUUACAGGAAUCGUAUGAGCGAGCGAAGAGCAUAUUACACAACCAUCGUAAAGAGCACAAACAAUUGGCCGAAGCUUUGCUGCAGUAUGAAACAUUGGAUGCCGAUGACAUUAAAGCAAUUUUAGAUAAGCAGCAAGGUGCUAAAUAAAGAAUGUUUGCUUUACAUAAACCAAAAUAAUAUACUGUGUGUAAACAAGUUAAAUAUCGAUUAUUUUAUCAAAUUAUUGUUAAAAAAAUAAAAAUCCUGAUGAAUAUAAUAUAUGUAUAUUUUUUUUCAAUCUUUAAAGAGUUGUAAAAAUAAAAACUUGUAACUAUGGUA